Alexandromys fortis (reed vole) is the source of this 1548-nucleotide messenger RNA. Its product is annotated as alanine and glycine-rich protein-like. Lineage: Eukaryota; Metazoa; Chordata; Mammalia; Rodentia; Cricetidae. The transcript has 3 exons. Bases 1 to 819 code for a protein of 272 amino acids. The record is from RefSeq and is a predicted model, not a curated record.
AUGAAGCAGAGCAUGCAGGGCCCGCGGAAAAAGCAGUCCCGGCUCCGGGGCGCCGCGGGCUGCGGGGUCGCCUUCGCCGGAGUCCGGCGGGGCAGUCUGAGGAGAGGGCGCCGGCGGCGACACCAGCUGCAAGAAGGUGGCCCAUAUAGAAGGCCCCCGAGGAGGGCGAGCGGGACGGGGCGGGAAGGAGGCCCGAGGGGCGGGCUCCGGCGGCGGUGGGGCAGGCCGCUGGCUUGGCCGGGCCUCUUGCCCGCCGCGGGGUCGCCCGCGCUGCGCACCCGGCACACGCGACGGCGGCGGGGGCGGGGAAGGAGGGAGGGAGGGCGUCAGCUGCGGGCCGCCGGGGUUGCCCGACGCGGGCUACAUGCUUGGCCCCGGGGAGCCAGGAGAACGAUGGGCGCGAGCUGUGGGGACGCGAGGGAGGGAGCGGGUCUGCCGACUGGGCCGGCCGGUUCAGUCAGUCAGGCAGCGCAGCGCCACGGCGGGGGCGACGCCGGCCCGCCUCGGACCAUUUUAACAGCGGCUCGGCCGGCGGAGCGCGCGCCCGCGACACGACUCGCUGCCGCAGGAGCGCGCGCCUCCUCCGCCACCCCAGCUCCGGGAGGGGGCGGAGCCGGCCGCGGGGGCGCGCGGGGGCUCACCCGGGGCGGGCGUAGCGGGGGGGGGGGGGGGGGGGCGGGCCCACGCGGCCGCGCGCGCGGUGACGGGGACGCGCGCCGCUCCGCGCGCCUAGGGUGCUGGGGUGCACGCCCCUCUCCAGAGGCGGGCGGAGACGCUUCCGAGCCAGCGGUGCGACAUCCGUUUCCCCAGCCGCACUGACGUCCCGAGGUGUAAGUUCAAGAGCUUUCAUUGGUCGGGCACGGCUUGGCUCUUCCCCCUCACUUCCCACCCCACCUUCAGCCCUGACUUGGAAACUGAGGCCAUUUGGGAACCCGAGUGGCAGUGCUCCCGGAAAGGCGAUGGAGAGCCCUGAGAGAGUGACACAUGCUCCGCCCUUGGGUGAUGGGCAGGACCCGUUAGCUGGAUAGUUGUGCGACACCACUGGUUCCACUCAUUUGUCUAGGUACCUGUUGCACACGGCUGCCAUUGCACUCCCGUGCCAAGAUGAAGGCACGGAUCAGGUGACCUAUACCGGCUGGAGGGUAGUUUCUCGAACACAAGGAGUAAUCCAGCAUUGCAGACUUCGAGCACAAUGUUACUUGUUGACACAUUGGAAAUCCAGUCUGGCUAGUAUAGAGAGAUAACAUAUGUCAGAAGACACAUUCAUGGAAGCUCUUCUGCUUUCUGGCAGCCUCUAGCCCUCAGAAGCACCUCCCAAGCCGGAGUCUGUACUCUUCCCAAUGCUCUCUUAGUAAGAGUCGCUGCAGCAUCCCAUGGUGUUCUGGUGGCCUAUUUGCAACAAGACAUUUAACCCAACUGUAUUUGACCAAGUAUGUCUUUAGCUGGGGGUAAUAGCAUUUAUGUCACCAGUGUAAAAUCACGCCCUCUACUGUGCUUACCCUAAUAUCUCAUUCUCUCUCUCUCUCUCUCUCUCUCUCUCUCUCUCUC